AAGCAGUCGCCAAGUUCGGCGAGCAGCUUACAGCGCCCACCAUAGGACGUUCUCGCUGGUCAUUACAGAAGGCUCACAAAUAUGUCCGGGCUUCUGCGAACCGUCGCUUGCCGUGCUGCACCCGUCCUGCGGGGACACACUGUUUGUCAGAGGGCAAAUGUCUACACUAGACCUGCCAAGGAGAAGAUAGGCACUGUGGAAACUCUCAUUGGAUUGGGUUUGUUCGCCUUGGCCAUCCUGGGACCAUCUGGAUGGAUCCUGGCCCACCUGGAGGACUACAAGAAGAGAGAGUGAUUUGGACAUUUGAACACUUGGCCUGGCCUGGUGUUCUCGGUCUCCUGUGUCCAGAUGGAACCUUCACCAACUUCCUUGAAAACAGCCAGUUUUCACUCCAGGCUCAAGUUAUGGACAAAAAUGGUUCCACAACAAUAACCAUUAACCAUGUAGUGUGCAUAUUUUAUUCUAUGUGCAACAUUAAAAUUUAAAGCCAAAUA
Phycodurus eques (leafy seadragon) is the source of this 494-nucleotide messenger RNA. Its product is annotated as cytochrome c oxidase subunit 8A, mitochondrial-like. Bases 82 to 294 code for a protein of 70 amino acids. NCBI's taxonomy places the organism in Eukaryota, Metazoa, Chordata, Actinopteri, Syngnathiformes, Syngnathidae. Gene Ontology annotation, biological process: mitochondrial electron transport, cytochrome c to oxygen. The record is from RefSeq and is a predicted model, not a curated record. Gene Ontology annotation, cellular component: mitochondrion. The transcript is spliced from 2 exons.